AUGUCCUUUUUACGUUGCUCGACGCUUCCUGCAACACUAGGUGCCUCCAAGACACUAGAAUGCAGGCGCAACACUUGCGUGCUAUUGCGGCGCAAGAGCUGCCACGACUCAGAUGCUGUCAGAGAGAAUAAAGAGAGAGGAUGUACUCUAUUGUGUGUGUCAUGUGAGGUGAGAUCAGAAAUGCACGCGUACAAUAGGCUACCGAGCAGCGGACACAGCAGCCCAUCAUCACCGCAAUCGCCCCUCCGCUCGCCUAGGCUCCGCCACGGCAAGUCUAAAGUUGGCCGGUUCACGCCCGGACCGGCACCGAAAACCCUAGCCCAACGCCUCGCUUGGGUCCUCUUAUCCGUCCUUCUCCGAAGACAAGGCAUUUUUCUCUUUGCUCCGCUUUUGUACAUCUCCGGAAUGCUAUUCUAUAUGGGAACGAUGUCGUUUGAUGUGGUGCCGAUCAUAUCUCACCGUCCGGCUCCAGGGUCACUUUAUCGGAGCCCCCAGGUGUACUCAAAGCUACGGCCGGAGAUGGAUUCCGAUAAUUUGUCCGCCGAUGCGGUCAGUGAUUUGAUUUUGUUUUCUUCUAAUAUCUGCAAUCGAUCGAAGAAAUUAUUCAAUUACUUGCUCUGGUUUCUUUAG
This is a messenger RNA of Ilex paraguariensis (yerba mate), 630 nucleotides long. NCBI's taxonomy places the organism in Eukaryota, Viridiplantae, Streptophyta, Magnoliopsida, Aquifoliales, Aquifoliaceae. The record is from the annotation of a GenBank genome assembly.